GCUACUGGUGUUCCGCUCGAAUGGGACACCAAGAAGAAAGAAAACGAGAGCAACGCCGCCACUACUGGCACCCCUGUGUGUAAAAAUUCCAGUAGGUAGGUAGUAGUGGCCAUCAUCGAAUUUCGGUGCAGCUGCAGCAGUCUCGUGACUGGAGCCUCGCCCCGAACAACCUCGACCUUUCCUCUCUCAUCUUAUACCCUCGAGAAGGUUUCCUCGGCGACGAUUGCGUAAGUCCGACCCUGAAACCCACGAGCGCGAGCGAGAGAGAGGCUAACAUGGAGUCGAAGAGUGGGAGUAAGCUAGAUUCAGAUAGCGCUGCCGAGGCAGCAACAGCGAACACUGGCAACGGCAGCGUAGCGCCGACCGACUUAGUACAGCCGACGUACAAGCAGCUGCCGGACGAGGACGUGAACUGGCAGGCCAGGAAUAACGCCGAGGAGAAGGAGCAGCCUAAUAAAGCAGCCAUGGGCAAGCAGAACGGCACCGACCCCGAGCACGACGAUGGGGCGCAGGAGCGGAUGCUCAAGGAUGAUGUCAAGCUGUCCGUCGUGCCCAGCAAGGAUGCCUCUGAGGUCAAAUUCAUUCCUGAAAAUGGAGAUGCCAAGAUCGAUAUCGAGACAGUUAAACAGUCUUUGUCAGGCAUGGGCAAAGCAGAGCUGAUGAAAUACGCCAACGACCCGUUCUGGAUCAGACUAAGAUGGUUCCUCUUUGUGGCAUUCUGGGUCCUCUGGGCUGCCAUGUUGGCCGGGGCUAUUGCUAUUAUUGUAAUGGCGCCAAAAUGCUCGCCACCACCACCCAAAAAGUGGUGGGAAGAAAGUCCUAUAGUUAGGUUGGAUCCAUCUGACUCUGCCACAAAAGACUUGAGUGGCUUGGAGUCUUACCUUGAUAUUCUCAAAGAACAGCACGUCAAAGCUAUUUCUUUGUCGUCAAUCAUCAAGGAAACUGCACCUGGCCACACCGAGGACUACAAAGAUCUCAGCCAAAAAGUUGGUCUAUUCAGUGACUUUACGAAAUUUGUGGAAAAAGCAAAGGCAAACGACCAAAACGUUAUCUUGGAGUUGGAUCCAAAUCAUUCAUCUGACCAGCACCCGUGGUUCUUGAAAUCUAUUAAAAAAGAGGAACCUUAUACAUCAUACUAUGUAUGGGCUGAUGGAAAAGUAGAUCCUGAAAGUAGAACUCUUCUUCCACCAAAUAACUGGGUCAGCUUGAAUGGAGGCUCUGCAUGGAAAUUUAAUGAAGAAAGACAGCAAUUUUAUCUUCAUCAAUUUAAUGAAAGUCAGCCUGAUCUUAAUUACACUAACCCAGCUGUAGUCAACGAAUUUUCGGACAUUCUCAAGCACUGGUUGAAAUUAAGCGUUAAAGGCUUCAGACUCGCCAAUACACGUUACUUAGUUGAAGACCCUAGCUUGGCCAAUGAUUCUCAUAGCUCAUCUUAUCCAGCGGAAUCAGGGACAUAUCAAUCACUUCUUCACAUCCACACAAGAGACCAUCCUCAGAACGCUGUUGUAUUGAGAAAGUGGCGUGACGUUGUUUCAAAUUACACUAAUGGAGAUGGCUUGUUUGCGCUAAGCGACGACAUUGGACCUGAUGUUUUGCAAAUGUACAACCAACAGAAGACUUUAGUUGAUCUUCCCCAAAGCAUUAAUUUCUUGGCAAAUAUAGAUCCAACUGUCACAGCUUCUGCCUUAAACCAGAGUAUUUCAACAGUUUUGGCUUUUGCUUCUUGGCCCGGUAUCGAUUUCAAUGGCAAAGAAACCAGCCUGAGAAAACGUAUCCAUGCAGAAAUUGCAGACAGUUUAACUUUAAUGACGAUGCUACUUCCUGCUACUCCAAUAUUAAAGUUAAACGACACCAUUUCUGCCAAAGACGCAUUUGCCAUACUUGCAGAAACUCGUAAGAGUAAGCCGUUCCUCUAUGGCGAUACUAAAACUUACGUUUUGAAUAAUGGCACAGUUUUCGUGUACACGCGGAUCAAGAGUGGUACUCCAGGAUAUUUGGUGGCCUACAACAGCGCUUCACAAAAUACCACAAUGGAUUUAACUUCUGUAAAAUAUGUACCUGAAGAAGUUAGUGUUCACGCACGCAGCCCCAAUUAUGUAGAAAAUCUGGAUGUUCUUAAGAAAGUAAUAUCAAAUAAUGUGCCAAUAUCUCCAAAGAGCACAUUGGUUGUGACUUUUGCUCCAAAGAAGGAAUAAGUUAUAUUGGAGGAAAGGCAAGGUUGAGGCUUGAUUUGCAUUUACGUGUGUGUUCAAUAAAGCUUCAUUUAAAUUAAAUAAUAGAGUUAAAUACGCAUUAAAAAAUACUGAUUAAAAAAAUGUGUACUUUUUUUACUUUA
Messenger RNA from Nasonia vitripennis (jewel wasp), 2335 nucleotides. It is a transcript of the gene CD98hc, whose product is annotated as alpha-glucosidase. The coding region runs from base 276 to 2195 and encodes 639 amino acids. The record is from RefSeq and is a predicted model, not a curated record. NCBI's taxonomy places the organism in Eukaryota, Metazoa, Arthropoda, Insecta, Hymenoptera, Pteromalidae. The transcript is spliced from 10 exons. Gene Ontology annotation, biological process: carbohydrate metabolic process; amino acid transport.